AUGAUAGAAACGUGGCAGAUUGUACUGGCUGGUGCUACCCUUUCGGGGUAUCUGCUGGCCCUGCUACACGAUGAUAACCAGGAGUCAAUGUUUCUGCUUGGCUUACUAGGCGCGUUGUGUUUAGAAACAACACUUUGGAAAUCAUUGGCUUUGGGGCCAUGGUAUGAAGCUGUAUCAAGAGCCUUACUGCUCGCCUGUGAGAGAAUGGUACGCUGGUGUAGGAACGAAACGGUCCCGAACGAUGGUCUACUACGAUACCUAGGGUUCUUCAACGCUGAACGAAUCGUUCUGACAUCCCCCGAGGCUCUCCAUGAAGUUCUUGUUACCCAGAACUACUCUUUUCCGAAACCUGCUAGCCUAAGAGAAACAGCAGGACGAUUUUUAGGAAUAGGUCUUAUCCUCUCUGAGGGAGAUGCCCAUAAGCUGCAGAGGCGGAGUAUGAAUCCUGCUUUUGCACCGAGGAACAUUAAAGCUCUCUACCCACUAUUCUGGGAUAAGACGAGAGAGAUGAUCGAGAAGAUUACAGCUGAUCGAGCUGAGACCGUGGAAGUGGUGGAAUGGGCUUCGAGAACAACUCUGGACCUCAUCGGUGUGGCAGGCCUGGGCAAGGACUUCGGUGCCAUAAAGGAAGAGGAUAACAAGCUAGUAAAGACAUACAACGUCGUGUUUCAGCCAUCAGCUCGAGCUCGGAUGCUGCACCUUAUCGAGAGCUUGGUUCCAGCAUGGGUUCUUACAGCUUUACCUAUUAAGCUCAACUUGGAUAUGAGCCAUGCGGCCCGGUCAAUACGGGAGACGUGUAGAGAAAUUAUCUCUUCAAAGCAAAAGAAGCUAAAGGAGAAGAAAUUAGACGAUAUGGAUAUCAUAUCCGCAGCGAUACGGACUGGGACAUUUACUGAGGAUGGACUGAUCGAUCAAGCCAUGACCUUACUUGCGGCUGGUCAUGAUACAACAGGAGCAGCGUUCACAUGGGGCAUCUACCUCCUCGCCAAACACCCAGAAGUCCAAGACCGACUGCGCCACGAAAUCCGCCAACGCCUCCCUCCCCUCACCCAAGCAAACGAAUCCCCAAUCUCCAGCAUCAACAUCGACUCAAUGCCCUAUCUCCAAGCCGUCUGCAGCGAAAUCCUGCGUUUCUACGCCCCCGUUCCCCAAACCCUUCGUGAAGCAGCCCACGACACAACUAUCCUCAACCAGUUUAUCCCAAAAGGCACACGAAUCGUCAUAGCACCCUGGGCUACAAACCGCUGUACUAAGCUCUGGGGAGCAGAUGCACAGUCGCUUAACCCUGAUAGAUGGUUGUAUGAGAGUACACAUGGAGGUGCAGAGAGGUCCGAGGGGGUGUAUUGGACAGGGGUUUGCGAGGGCCGAGUUGGCGUGCUUGUUGGCGGGGUGGGUUGGAAGUUUUGAGUUUGAGUUGAGGGAUGGGGAG
Messenger RNA from Fusarium redolens, 1429 nucleotides. RefSeq names its product cytochrome P450. The coding region runs from base 1 to 1407 and encodes 468 amino acids. The transcript is spliced from 5 exons. NCBI's taxonomy places the organism in Eukaryota, Fungi, Ascomycota, Sordariomycetes, Hypocreales, Nectriaceae. The record is from RefSeq and is a predicted model, not a curated record. Gene Ontology annotation, molecular function: monooxygenase activity; iron ion binding; oxidoreductase activity, acting on paired donors, with incorporation or reduction of molecular oxygen.